Amaranthus tricolor (Joseph's coat) is the source of this 1813-nucleotide messenger RNA. RefSeq lists its product as uncharacterized. The transcript has a single exon. The record is from RefSeq and is a predicted model, not a curated record. NCBI's taxonomy places the organism in Eukaryota, Viridiplantae, Streptophyta, Magnoliopsida, Caryophyllales, Amaranthaceae. The coding region runs from base 407 to 1363 and encodes 318 amino acids.
AUUAGAGAGAAUGGAUUAGAGAGAAGUAAAAAAAAAAUUAAUUUCUUUUGUUAUAUUUACUAUGAAAUUAAAUUUAUAAAUAUAAGGUUCAUCAGACUUUAUCAAUUAAGGUAGCUGAUAUUUACGUUAAUUAUUUAUUAUGUUUAUAAGUUGGGCCAAAAUCGGGUGGACUACUUAAAAUCCUAUUCAUCUCAUAACAAUGAGGCCAAGAUCAUAUCCUUUUGGCACCAUUCAAGACAACAUCUUGCUGGUAAGAUUGAUUAGCCUUACUAUUUGUUCCCCCCUUAUCUUCUACUUCUAUAUAUAAUCAUCAUAAUUAUAUUCCUACUAUAUAUUCAAUUCAUUCAAAUUUUGUUUGUAAACCUAAAUGAUCACUUUGGUUAUUUUUCUUGUAUGACCAAAAAUUAUGCAUGAGCCUAUUAGUGUCCCAACAUGCUUUUCCACCGGAGAAAAACUUCCAAUUCCAACGGCUACCACAAUCACUACUUUAACACGAUCAGGCUCUGGUGCCAACUCACCCCAAAGCCUGAUCAUGUCAGUAUACCGAACCAAUAUAGCUAGCCAACUUCGGCUAGUCACCAUAGCAUGGUGCAAAAACCUUCUCCUCCACGGACUAUCCGUGUCCCUGGACGGAUCAGAAGGUCAAGACCAUUACCAUUGCAAGGUUGAACUUAAACCAUGGUACUUUUGGAGGAAGCAAGGGAGUAAACAAUUUAUGGUGGAUGGAAAAUACAUAAAUAUUGUUUGGGAUCUUAAAACAGCAAAAUUUAAUGGGGAAGUUGAACCACAAUCAGAUUAUUAUGUUGCAAUUGUUUGUGAUGAUGAAGUUGUUCUUGUGAUUGGUGAUAUGAAAAAAGAUGCAUUUAGAAGAACUGGGUGUAGACCUUCUCUUAUGGAUCCUGUUUUAGUUUCAAGAAAAGAACAUGUUUUUGGUAAGAAAAAGUUUUCUACAAAGGUUAAAUUUCAUGAAAAAGGAAAAUGUCAUGAAAUAUCGGUUGAAUGUAAUAAUAGUAAUUAUAAAGGUGAUUAUUUUGAAGGGAUUAGUGAUAAGAAUAGUCCUGAAAUGGAAAUUAAGAUUGAUGGAGAAUUGGGUACUCAAGUUAAGCAUCUUCAAUGGAAGUUUAGAGGUAAUGGAUUGAUUGAUGUUAAGGAGACUAAACUUGAAGUUUAUUGGGAUGUUCAUGAUUGGAUAUUCGGGUCGGGUCCAAGACAUGCUAUGUUCUUAUUCAAGUUGUCAUCGUCAUCACCAUCAUCAUCAUAUUCAGUAUCACCAUCAUCAUAUUCAUCACCAUUGCAUCGUGAUGAUUGGGGUGAUGAAUCACCAGAAUUUAGCUUAUUUUUGUAUGCUUGGAAAGUUGAAUGAUGAUUAGUAUUUCAAGCAUGUGUAAGGUGUAACUCAGUUAAGAUGCCUUAAAUAUGAAUUUACGUUGAUUUAUAUCAUUUCUAAUUUAUUUAAUGACUAUUUUUAAGGUCCCAAAUUAUAAAAAAUGAAAAAAAAAAUUAAAAAAUUAUAUUAUAUAAUUGCUCCUUUUGCUUGUUUAUGAUCAUAUGAUGAUCACAUCAUUAUAUCAUUAUAUGAUCUUAUAAGAAUUUGAAUGGAAAGAAGAAGAGAGGAACAAGAGUUGGUCAUAUCACAUGGGAAGAGAGGAGCCCACAUUAAGGAAGCUUGCGUUUGGAACAGUUGGAAAAUUAUGGCAUUGAAUUAAUGUAAGGAGUAAAGACAAUACAGAUUGAUCAUUGAUGGGAUGUACAGUUAUUUGCAUUGUGUCCUAUAUUAUUCCAUAUCAUAACAAGUUUUAAUGCAAAAAACCAU